This is a messenger RNA of Lolium rigidum, 1272 nucleotides long. Its product is annotated as endochitinase-like. NCBI's taxonomy places the organism in Eukaryota, Viridiplantae, Streptophyta, Magnoliopsida, Poales, Poaceae. The record is from RefSeq and is a predicted model, not a curated record. The coding region runs from base 1 to 1065 and encodes 354 amino acids. The transcript has a single exon. Gene Ontology annotation, molecular function: chitin binding; chitinase activity. Gene Ontology annotation, biological process: defense response to fungus; chitin catabolic process; cell wall macromolecule catabolic process.
AUGUCCUCACCGAGAGCUCAGAGUCUGGCGAGAGCGGCGACGGCCAUUCUGGCCGUGCUGGUCGCAGCGCUCGCCACGGCCGCUCGAGCCCAGAUGUGCGGCUCCCAGGCCGGCGGAGCGCUGUGCGCUAACUGCCUCUGCUGCAGCGAGUGGGGGUAUUGCGGCAGCACCGACCAGUACUGCGGCGCUGGCUGCCAGAGCCAGUGCGACGGCACCUGCGCCCCACCUCCCCCCACCGCCCCCCCUCCCCCCGCCGUCCCCCCUCCCCCUGCCGUCCCCUCUCCCCCCGCCGGCCCGGGCUUGGGGUCCAUCUUGUCCAGGGAGCUCUUUGAGGAGAUGCUCCUCCACCGCAACAACGCCGCGUGCCCGGCCCGCGGGUUCUACACCUACGACAGGUUCCUCGAGGCCGCCGCCAAGUUCCCGGAGUUCGCGGAGGGGCUGAGCACCGACACGCGAAAGAGAGAGGUGGCCGCGUUCCUUGGCCAGACGUCCCACGAGACCACCGGCGGGUGGCCGACGGCGCCUGACGGCCCCUACGCAUGGGGCUACUGCUUCAAUCGGGAGGUCAACCCGGGGUCUGACUACUGCGACACCAGCAGCACGGACUGGCCAUGCGUGCCUGGCAAGCGGUACUACGGCCGCGGGCCCAUGCAGCUCUCAUGGAACUACAACUACGGCCAGGCGGGGCGCGCGCUCGGCUUGGACCUUCUGGGCAACCCGGACCUGGUGGAGACGGACGACAUGGUGUCCUUCGAGACGGCGCUCUGGUUCUGGAUGACCCCGCAGGGGAACAAGCCGUCGUCGCACGACGUCAUCACGGACCAGUGGACCCCUACGCCCGCGGACAUCGCUGCCAACCGCGUUCCGGGCUACGGCGUCAUCACCAACAUCAUCAACGGCGGCCUCGAGUGCGGCAUCGGCCCCGACCCCCGUGUCGCCGACCGCAUCGGCUUCUACAAGCGCUACUGCGACCUCCUCGGCGUCAGCUACGGGCCCAACCUCGACUGCGACAACCAGAAGUCCUUCGCCUGGGGGCUCUCGGCUGGGCUCGCCGCGCAGCAGUGAAAACGGCCAGCCCUUUACUGUGUAAGCUUGCCGCUUGCGGGCUUCCUUUCUAGAUCUUUUUUCUUAUCGUAAACUUGUGCGUUGUGAUUUGGGUACGUGUGAUCACCCGUGUAACUUUUCCCGGAGCUUUCUACUGUGAAAGCUCCCUCGAGUCAACAACGAGUUAAUAAAAGAGCGGAAAGUCUUCUCGCUCAUGCAUUUCUAUCA